This is a messenger RNA of Bipolaris maydis ATCC 48331, 1056 nucleotides long. The record is from RefSeq and is a predicted model, not a curated record. NCBI's taxonomy places the organism in Eukaryota, Fungi, Ascomycota, Dothideomycetes, Pleosporales, Pleosporaceae.
GGGGCAUAUACUUUCUUGGACCAGGACACGUCAGGAAACUUUGAUCCGUCUAACGAAAAGCGUGUCCCUAAGAAGACUAGGACUCACGCUGUGAAAUUCCCUAAGAAGGUUCCCGUAAAGUUGCAAAGUAGCAAGGCGAGCAGAACGGAUAAGACGAGCAAGACGCACAAUUUCUAUAACAUCCCCAAGCCUACUGCCACUCACAAAACUAUCAAAGGCAAGAAAAAAGUGCGGUCUAAGACCCCUCCGUCUAAAGAUCAAGAGCAAGACAAAGCCGAGAAACCACCGCGUAUUCUUGAGCCCCGGUACAACAACUACCUUACUCCAGAAGCUUUACGAAUACAGCCAGUAAAGUCGCGCUCUCUAAGCCCAGACAUCCUUGAAGACACCGCUGGAAACUGGGGCCAAGUAAUUCGGAUGAAGACUAGUUUCACACAUCCAAUUCAGUUCGAUGUCAGUCUUGGAGACGAUAAUAUCCUUGAUUGCAGCUUCUGCAAUAUGGCUGAAUUUAGCUUUGUUGGCUACUUUGAGCAAGACGUGUAUUGUAUACGCUGGGAGAACGGAUGUGGAUAUACGCACAUAGCUGGCGGUCAGACUAAGCAUGGUCAAACUAGACGAGCACAGAUUGUAAUGUGUGAGGGUCAUGACAUUCAACGGAUAUACCCAGACACUGUUGCCGUUGACUUUGCCGAAAUUCUCAAUGAUUUACUUACAGAGGAGGAUCCCGCUGCUAUUAAAAGGCAGUUACUACGAUGGUGUUCUAUGUGCUUCUCACCUGCGGUUUUCGCCUGCCGUAAGCGUCAGUCAUCUCUGUUUUCUAAGAAUGAAGAGAUUGAUAGUUGUGGUCUAAGACUCUGCGCUGCCUGCGAGAUAAGGCUCAGAGAAAAUUUCGAGGGGGAUACAAGUGCUAUGGCUGCUACGCUGGAUGAUGAGGACAAAGCUAAAGAAGACGAUGAGGAUCUGCAUGGGAAGGUCAGAGCGGAUGUUGGAUUCUUAAGCACAGAUGGUAUUCUUGCGAGGAAUCUGAAUUGUUUAACAGAGGUAGAAGAUGAAUAA